This is a messenger RNA of Candidula unifasciata, 3028 nucleotides long. The record is from the annotation of a GenBank genome assembly. NCBI's taxonomy places the organism in Eukaryota, Metazoa, Mollusca, Gastropoda, Stylommatophora, Geomitridae.
CAUGAACUUGACUCUUCUGUCCACAUUAUGUGUCCUGACUCUGGUAUCAGGUGUGUACAGUAGCAGAGGAAGUGAUGAAACCAUUGUGGACAUUACAGUCUUUGCUCCAAGCUACUUUUUCACCAAUGCAACUCGAGUGUUCUUUAACUUUAACAAAGACACUGAGUUAGUGAGCAACAAAGAAGCCAGUGUUUUAGUUUAUGAUGUUUCCAAACCAUUGAUUGAUAAAAACCUCAACUUGUUAAAGCCCUGUUUCAACAUAUCCUGUGAACAAGGUUGCGAUGAGUCUAAUGGAGAGUGUAUUUGUUUCAAAGGGUACAAGCUUAGCAAUACUGGAGAAUGUAUAGAUGUGAAUGAAUGCAUGGAAGGCAAAGCCAAGUGUGACCUGGCAGCUGGGUGCUACAACAGAAAGGGAACCUAUGACUGUAUGUGUGGCGAAGACUACUAUGGAACCGGGAAAACUUGCAGGGAAUGCAAACUGAAGUGUCCAGACAAAUAUUAUGAGGUGCAGCCUUGUGCAAAGGAAAUUCAGAAAAUCUGCAAAGCUUGCACUCAGUCUUGUCGAGCCGGCUACUUCAUGGCUCAGCCUUGCUCUAGCCAUGAAAAUGCUAUGUGCAGAGUGUGUCGACCUGAGUGUCUGCCAGGAGAAUUUGAAUCCAGACAGUGUACCAAUUAUCAUGACAGAGAAUGCAAAAAUCUGACGCAGUUGACACCACCACUGACAUCCACAAAUGUCAUCCUGGAAGAAAAACGACAUGUUAAAGAGGAUCGUGCUAAACUUGACAAAUUACCUGCACAUUAUGUAGGGUUUACACGAUACAAGCUUUUCAGAGGAAGUGGUAUCCAUCUGGAGUUGACAGUUCGUUUUAUAGAUGCAGCCCAGCAGUUUUUGCCCAUCAAUGUUUCCCAGCCAUUCAGCCUUGAUCUAGUGGCUCCAUCUGUGUUGAGGUCAUACUCAGUACAACAUUUCUGUCCCAGUCCAGUUCCAGAUUACUACAUUCUGCGCUACAAGAAACUUGAGGAUGUGACCUUCAAACAAAAUGACAAUGGCAGCAUCGACUCUUGCGAUCUUCACAAAUCAUCUGGAGAUUUACUGCCACCACUGACCGGACAUAAUCUGACAUUCCUCUGCUCACAACCAGGCUCCCUGACAAACAUCUUCAGCAUCGAUGAGGACUUUUUCAAGGCCAGGACAAAAUGGGUGGACAAGAGUAAACGGUGUCAGCGAAACAGUCGAGCUUGUGAGUCCUGCACCCGAAAAUGUGGCACAGAGAAUUUGUUUUCUGGUGAUCCUACCUGCUCUGUGGCUGGAGGUGAUGACUUUGGAGAAUCGCCUAGGCUCAUGAUGUGCUAUAAUUGUUGUGUAAAGCGGAACUGUUCCUCAGACUGUAAAGACUACAACAAGAGAAAAUGCCAACCCGAGCAGUGUUCCAAAGGCAAUCUACUAGAAUUUACAAUGGAACCUUCAUGGGACAGUAGUCAAGAUGGCCGUUUCUUUUGUCCUAUUGGACCAUCACGUCACCAACACCUACUAGAAUUAGAUUACUCUGUACAUGCAGAAGCUUCAUUAGAACCACUACAUGUUAGCAAAGUCUUGAUCUAUGGGGACAAGACAUGGGAAGACACGGGGGCCAUGCAAUACAGUGAUGGAAUUCUUGAUAUUACAGUCAACUCAAGCUUGGGAAUAGUUCCAAAUUUUCUAGAAGGAGGAACCAAUCCUCAGAGUGGUAUAUUUAAAGUUGGGACAUACAAAUCCCAUGGAUCUCAACUUGGAACAUCUGCUAUUAGACCAGAUUUUGUGUUCAUUAGGCCUGCAGAUCCGCAUGGAGUUCCUGCCAUGCCAGGAGCCCACCAAGAGUGCACCCACACUGCACUGAACAGCAUGCUGCUGGCAUCAAACAUGGAAAACCCUUACAUCUACAACCAGAGACUUGAAGCUGUCGCCAAUGGCUCUGUUCCUUUUGUUGUCACCAGCAAAGCGCAAGAUCCCCUUGUCUUGGCAACACUGCCCCGUGGCUUGUCUAUCCUGAAGAAACUUUUCUCACCCGUGACUUUGAAUGUGAACAGUUUUUCCAGUGAUCUUACCCAGAACUCCACUCACUGGCUGGUUAGUGUUCAUGGAGAAACUCUGAAGUGUCCAGGUUUUCUUCACAUUGCACUGCUGGAUCCACACUACUCCUCUCAGAUUCUGUUUGACUGUGAUGCUGCAAUAUUGUGUCCUUCAAGAUUCUCCAUUACUUUUGCCUUGCCAAGUACGGACAAACUGGGUUUACACAAGGAUAUAAUCAUUGCUGUCACAGACCAGAAGGGAGUGAAUCAUUUCAGAAUUUACAGGAAGACAUCUCUGAAGGAGGAUAUUACAGAAGAUAUAGAUAAUGAAAUGGAAUCUAAAACUGUAACAGUUGACAUGUCUGCACAUUUUGCUGUUAGAGAGGAGAGAGAGAAGAAAGAAGAUGGUAACAAUAAUCAGGCUAAAGACAUGAUGAAUCUGCCAUUAGCAUUUCCAUAUCUACUGAUGUUAAGUGGUUGCAUUCUGUUGCUCCUUGUAUUGGCCAUCCUUGGUUUGUGCUUCCAGCCAGCUUUGCCAAUGCCAGACACUCCAUAUGCUCGCUGGUAUCAUCCCUUCUUUGCUACAGGCUACAUGAUGUUUCAGUUUGCUUACAGUGCUUUUGUAUCGGGAACUAUGUUCUUCCUGAUUUUGACUGUCAUUACCAGCCAUCAUGUCAAUUUUGUAAUGAGCCAUGGUCAGUUAGGGGCUAUGAAUACAGCCUCUAGCCAUAUUGAGCUGUUACAGCUGCAGCGCCACCUUGAAGGGGAAAUAAACAGACAAGAUUUACUUGCCGAUGCAUCUCAGAAAAUCUGCAUGCAGGAUAUGAGAAAAAUUGUGUCAGAUUUGAAAAAGUUCCAUCAAUCACUUUUGGAUUCAACAAAGGAUGUUUUUGAACGCAACCGGUUGGACCUACUCUUGAGUCAGCAGAAACUGCAUGUGAGAGAGAAACUAAUGAAAGACUUGGACCAUUUCAGGUGA